Molecule: messenger RNA, 1020 nt
Organism: Cajanus cajan (pigeon pea)
Lineage: Eukaryota; Viridiplantae; Streptophyta; Magnoliopsida; Fabales; Fabaceae
Source: RefSeq, a predicted model, not a curated record
AUGGAGCCCCCACUGCCCCGUGGGGGGAGGCCCCUCCACCUCGACCGCUACGACGGCACCACGGACCCCGACGAGCACAUCGACUCGUACACAACUCAGGUAAACCUCUACACUAACAAGGACGCUAUAUUGUGUAGAGUUUUUCCGACCUCACUCAAGGGACCCGCGCUUCAUUGGUACACCCAACUACCAGCUGGAUCCAUCGACAGCUUUGCCACCUUGGUGCGGCGAUUCGUGGCACAAUACGCCACCAGCCAGCCUCACCAUAUAACCUCGGCCGCCUUGGCCAACCUCAGGCAGAACGAUGAUGAAUCCCUGCGAGCUUUCAUGGAGCGCUUCUCCAACAUCUCGGUUCGGAUCCAGAAUCUAAACCCGGAGGUCGCCCUGCACGCCAUGCUCAUGGCACUGAAACCCGGAUCGUUUGUCGACAGCCUAUGCCGCGACGCCCCCCGCGACAUGGAUGAGCUGCGUGCCCGCGCCGCCGGCUACAUUCAGAUGGAAGAGCACUCGGCCUUCCGCGACCAAGUUCGCGGGAAGGGCCCCGCAAAACCGGAACAGGGCCACAAGGAUAAGGUAAAAGUCAAUAAUGACAGCCAAUUCAAGAAGCCGGCCAGAGCCAACAGAAGCGGGAGGUAUGACUUCUACACUCCCCUAAACGCCCCGAGAGUCCACAUCCUGGAAGAAGCCAGUAACAAUAACCUACUAGCCCUCCCACCACCCGGCCACACCCCCAACAGCGCCGAUCAGUCCAAACACUGUCGGUACCACAGGAACUACGGCCACACCACUGACGAGUGCCGCAUGCUCCGGGACCGCAUCGAAGAGCUCAUCCAGGCAGGCCACCUCGGCCACUACAUCCAGCGACAUCCAGGUUCUCGAGGUGGCUCUGGAGGUCGGGGACGCGGGAGAGGCCGCGGGUCAGGAGCUCGCACAGACUUACCCACAGGGUCCCAGCAAAAUGCUAACGGCGCGAUACAGGCCGAAAUAAGUCAGGAAACAGCAUCGGCUCCCUUACGGGGA